Molecule: messenger RNA, 183 nt
Organism: Meloidogyne enterolobii
Lineage: Eukaryota; Metazoa; Nematoda; Chromadorea; Rhabditida; Meloidogynidae
Source: the annotation of a GenBank genome assembly
AUGCUUCAAAGUUUUGGACAACUUGAAAAUGUUGAUUUAAGUUAUAAUGAAUUAAUUGAAUUAAAUUCUGCAGCAUUUUGGGGAAGUAUUCGACUUACAAAAAUAUUACUUGGAAAUAAUAAUUUGAGAAAAAUUUCGAAAAAUACUUUUAAAGAUCAAGUAAAUAUAUUAUUUAAAAAUUAA